Alosa sapidissima (American shad) is the source of this 4000-nucleotide messenger RNA. RefSeq names its product melanoma cell adhesion molecule a (gene mcama). Bases 284 to 2191 code for a protein of 635 amino acids. Gene Ontology annotation, cellular component: plasma membrane. The record is from RefSeq and is a predicted model, not a curated record. Gene Ontology annotation, biological process: angiogenesis. Lineage: Eukaryota; Metazoa; Chordata; Actinopteri; Clupeiformes; Clupeidae. The transcript is spliced from 16 exons.
UCUCAGCCAUUGCCUAUUCCGAAUAUUUUUGGGGCAGAGUGGGGGGUACACGCUGGAUAACAGAGGGGAGGGGAGUGAUAAUUGCAAACCCACCCCUCUCCUCCUCUUCCCUCGUGGAGACAGUACAAUAGCCGGCAGACCACUCUAGCAGUUCGACUCCCCCUCUCCCCCCGUCCACGUCUCUCAACCACCCACCUACUCACUCAGGCAAAGUCUGUCUAGUUGCGUCCCUGUGCGCGGAGUAAGAACGCUUCAUUCCAGUGACUGGUACGCUGCGGAAAGCAUGGCUUGCCGGAAAGAUACGCUCUUGCUCGUCAUUUUGCUCUCUCUCGUGACUUUUUAUGUGCGGGCCAAGGUGGACAUUGACAUGGAUGACACCGUGUCUGUGUACAGGGGCGACCCGGCAGAUAUCCACUGUCGGUAUUCCUUCUCCGAGCAGCCCAGAAUGAUGAUGGUCCAGUGGUUUGUUAAAUACCCCAAUGGCACUAGGAUGAGGAUCUCUUACCGUGACCUGACCAUGGAGAAAGUGGACGAGGGCACAGACUACACGGAUCGGAUCACAGUGACCGGAGACAACAACAGCGAGAUCUUGACCCUUCACGCUGUGAGGCUGUCAGACGAGAGGGAGUUCUUCUGCCAGGUGAACGGCAUGGCCGCGGGAAAUGGCGAGAGGAAGACCCACCUCAUGGUUUUUGAUCCACCAGAGGCCCCAGUGAUUGAAGGAGUCCAUUCAGGGAUCUCUGUGUCUAGUCAUCUCCUCUCCAAGAUUGCAUCUUGUGAGGCCAGGAAAGGAUACCCCAAACCAAACAUAACAUGGUACCGCGAUGAGACCCCACUUAUCCCUAUAAAUGGAGAGAUCAAUGUGGUCACCUUGGUGACCCGGGAGGCCAGUGGUUUCUACACUGUGCAGAGCGAGCUUCAGUUCAAGGUCACCAAAGAGGACAAGGACGCGCACUUCUCCUGUAAGGUCAGCUACUUCGUGCCGGGAGAUGUCAGGACCUCUGCUUCGCAGCCCAUCAACAUCACUGUGCACUAUCCCACGACGAGCCUCGAGCUGUGGAGAGAACUGCCUACAGGCCUGGUCAAAGAGGGGGACACAGUGGAAAUCCGUUGCCAGGGUGACGGCAACCCCCCACCACCUUUCACUUUCAACCGUGAACAACAACCUGAGAUUGAGCUCGACUCCUCCAACGGAAAUCUGGUUAUCCACGAUGUGACCCGAAGGGACGGCGGGGUUUACCAGUGCCGCACUCUGGAUCUGGACACAGAGGAGGACGUGGUGGGAAACAUGCAUCUCACUGUGCAUUAUCUCGACCCUGCCGUGGUGGUGCCGAAAGAUUCCGAGGUCAUGUCCAAAGGCGAGAGUCUUACAGCGACCUGCAAUGCUCUGUCAUCUCUCAACACCUCCACUGUGUGGUUCAAGAAUGACCGAGAGAUCGGCCGAGGGCACACCCUGCUUCUGGAGGACGCCACGUUUGACACGGCAGGAGAGUAUGUGUGUGAAGUCUCUGUGCUCUCCUUGCCAGAUCUGCAGACUACUGGUUCUGUUCAUAUCAUUGUUCAAGGUGCUCCUGAAAUACGGGAUGCGGAGAAUGAAGUAGAUAUGAAGGAAAACGCAGGCAAAUGGGUGAACUUAAGCUGUGAGGCCCGUGGCUACCCCAGACCAAUUAUUUCUUGGAGUAUUCAAGGAACCCAGAGCUGGCGUGAGGUGGUGAACAGGGUCACAGAUGACACUGUCCAAAGCUUGGUGACUCUCAAAGUCACGUCCGACAUCUCCGCCUUCUGCAAUGCCACAAACGACAUGGGCGUGGAGAGCAAGACAUACAACAUCAAAUCCAUCUCAAUGGUGACCCCAGCAGAAAGAUUUCAAGCUGAAGGUAGUGGCAUUAUCAUAGUGAUCAUCAUCAUCUGUAUCCUUCUGCUGGCCAUCCUGGGGAGUGUCCUUUACUUCCUCUACAAGAAAGGAAAGCUGCCCUGCGGACGAUCAGGCAAACAAGAAAUCACCACUGAGAAAACCAACAAGGAUGACAUUGUAGUCGAGAUGAAGGCUGAAAAAACAGAGGAGGCCGUUCUUCUCAAGGGUGUCAAUGGUGACAAAAAGCCCAUGAAUGAUCAGGCUUCUCCCGACCCUUCCCCCCACCACCCCACCUCUGUUCACCUGCUGUUUUUUUCCUGGAGUAAAGUACAUUGACCUGCGCAAAUAACCUGGAUGAAAGUCAAGUGCCCAAGAUGCCAGCUGCAACCCUUGUGGGACCUUCCCGGUGUGGCAGCGCCCUCUGGCUCAGCCUUUGAAGGUUGUGUACGUACAGCAGCGAUUCCCUCUCACUUCCUUGACUCGGUACAUCUCAUUGAUCAGCAGUAUUUCCGAUUGAACACAUUGGACCAAUUUGGACCCUCUCGAAAAGAUUUGAAUUAAAAAAAAACAAACAAGAAACCUUUUCUUCCCAAAAUAUUUUUGCUAUCUUAUCUGCCAUCUUUGAAACAAAAUGAAUCAACAAUUAUGAGUUCUUUAUAAAGUGUAUAUAUUAUAUAUAUUUAGUUAUUUAAAAUAUUUUGACAUAAACCUUUCUGCUAAGAAAAAACACAGUUCAUGGGGAAAACAGUGCACUCCUGUAGUCUAGUACAAUUUCACCAUUUUAGCGAGUGGGGAGGUGUUCUUCAUUUCUCCUCUCUGUACAGUCAUGCUACUUUUAAGGUUUCAGUACUAUUCUAGAAAUAACUGCCAAAGGUCCAAGCGGUCCUGUUCCUCUGUCUCUGACCUGGGCUUCUAUACUACUACUUGACAGACUGAAAUGGUGGCCACCAUACACCAACAGACCUCUCUGACACAUGCCAAAAGAUUGUAAAAAAAUAAAUAAAAAAGAAUAGGUUUGAUAUCAAAAACUGGUGAUGUGUAGUUUAAUGUCUUGCCACUGUACUCAUAGUUUUCAGCCCCACUGGUUUAUCAAAACUAUUUUUGUAUUAUUUCAAUGUGUAUUAUUAAUGUUGCUGUUCAUUUGUAUUAUUGAGAGCAGGUGUAGUUAAGUUGAAUAGUUUUUUUUUCUCCAAUAAGCCCUUAAUAAUUGAUCAUUUUUCGUAAUCACCUCACAUUUUAAGUAUACAUGUAGGUGAAUAUCAUCUGUGGUACAUUAAAUGUUUUCCGUUAUUGAAAUAUUACUGUUGAUCAGUGGUCACUAAUGGAAAUAUAUCAUAGCUCACAGUGACAGCAGAGCAAAGAGCCAACAGCCAACAUCUCUGCCUACAUGUUUAUGUUCAACCAUGGUGACUACAUCCCUAACACUGAUGAGUAUUUGCCAAAUCCUGUUUGUUUUGUGUUGCCAAAAAGAAAUGGCAGAACAUGGUGUUUCUUUCUUUUUAUUUGUAAAAGAAGAAAUCGGUCAUUGCAUUUGUAAUGUGUAGGGAAAUCUGGAAGUGUUUGCCCUUGACAAACUACUGCUAAGCUCUUGUAUUGUUUGUAAAUAGUAGCAAAAACCUGUAGCUGUUAUGUUCAACUGCAGUGGGGAGAGGCAUCCUCCUGCUGUUGCAUGAACUACAGUGCCUGUGGACACGUCUCCAUUUUAUGAAAUGUUUGUAACACUGAAACCUUUUGUCUUUGUAUGUUUAUGUGUGCGUGCGGGAGAGAGUGUAUGUGUGUAUGUGUGUGUGUGUGUGUGUAUGUGUGUGUCUGUGAUUGGUGAAGGGAAGUGGUAUAGUUACAGUCAUUGUUUUUAAAGCCGUACAGAAGCGGUAUUAAAAUAUACAUUACUGAUGAAUUGGUAAAAUCCUUUCCUGCUUGAUCCAAUAUUUUGAUUUCCUUUCAAAUCUACACGAGAUGCUGGUACUUUGUGUAUAUACAAGGGGAGAUUAUUCCUGUACAAUUUGAAGUACCUGAUUAAUGAUGAUAAUGCUUAUUUUCAAUUAGGGUUGCAAAAUUCCGGGAAUUUUCAAAGUUGGAAACUUUCCAUGGGAAUUAACGGGAAUAUAUACGGGAAUCAAGGGGAAUAAACGGGAAUUAAUAGGA